AAAAAGGAAGGAAAUUCGAUGGCGCUGAGACUCUGGUGCCUCUCUUCUACUCCUUCAAUUUUCCCGCAAUCGACUAGAGUUUCUUACAUUAUCAGCUCUUCAACCAGACCAAGCGGGUCGCAUCCCAUUUCGAGAGCAUCCUCUUUGGUGAAAUUGGGCCCUAGAGGUGGAGUUCUUUUGGGUAGAACGGAGUUUAUGGUGAGCGUAGCGGAGAAGAGUGCUCCGGUGACGCUUGCGGCGGAGGAUGCGGGGAAGGUUUCGGCGGUGCUCUUUGACAUGGACGGUGUGCUUUGCAACAGCGAGGAGCUCUCCAGACGAGCCGCCGUGGAUGUUUUCACCGAGAUGGGAGUUGAAGUCACAGUCGAGGAUUUUGUGCCUUUCAUGGGAACAGGUGAAGCCAAAUUCCUAGGAGGUGUUGCUUCGGUUAAAGGGGUAGAAGGUUUUGAUCCCGAGACAGCCAAAAAGAGAUUCUUUGAAAUAUAUCUCGAUAAGUACGCAAAGCCAGAAUCGGGAAUUGGAUUUCCAGGAGCUCUUGAGCUUGUUACUCAGUGUAAGAACAAAGGUCUAAAAGUCGCUGUUGCCUCGAGUGCUGACCGUAUCAAAGUCGACACAAACCUCACUGCCGCUGGUUUGCCAUUGUCCAUGUUUGAUGCCAUUGUUUCCGCUGAUGCCUUUGAGAAUCUGAAACCUGCUCCUGAUAUUUUCUUGGCUGCUGCAAAGAUCUUGGAUGUUCCACCAAGUGAGUGUAUUGUUAUUGAAGAUGCGCUUGCUGGAGUUCAGGCUGCCAAAGCUGCAAAAAUGAGAUGUAUAGCCGUAAAAACUACUUUGUCAGAAGAAACUCUUAAGGAUGCUGGUCCAUCAAUUAUCCGAGACAAUAUUGGAAAUAUUUCUCUUGAUGACAUUCUCACUGGUGGCUCAGAUUCUAUGAAAAAUUCCACGAAAAUGCUUGAAGGAAAAACCAGUGGUGACAGAACCAAAGGUAACGGGUUUCAGGGUUCUCGGAGAGAUAUAGUGAGAUAUGGGAGCCUUGGCAUUGCUCUUUCUUGUCUUUACUUUACCGUCACAAACUGGAAGGCAAUGCAAUAUGCUUCUCCAAAAGCUGUAUGGAAUGCAAUUUUUGGUGCAAAAAGUCCAUCUUUUGCACAGAACCAAGGUGAGACAAGAUACAACAGGGUCCAACAAUUUGUGGAUUACAUUGCUGAUCUUGAGAGCAGGGGAACAGCUACAACUGUGCCAGAAUUUCCAUCUAAACUUGACUGGCUGAACAGUGCUCCUCUCCAAUUGCGUCGGGAUUUGAAAGGAAAAGUGGUUCUGCUUGAUUUUUGGACUUACUGCUGCAUAAACUGCAUGCAUGUAUUACCCGAUUUGGAGUUUCUUGAGAAAAAGUACAAGGACAUGCCGUUGACUGUUGUGGGUGUACAUUCGGCUAAGUUUGAUAACGAGAAGGAUCUAGAAGCCAUACGGAAUGCAGUUCUACGCUAUGAGAUCAGCCACCCGGUUGUUAAUGAUGGAGAAAUGAACUUAUGGCGAGAGCUCGGUAUUAACUCAUGGCCAACGUUGGCCGUCGUUUCUCCAAAUGGCAAACUUAUUGCACAAAUUUCUGGCGAAGGUCACCGCAAGGAUCUCGACAACUUGGUGGCAGCGGCUCUUACGUAUUAUGGUGGCAAGAAGAUGUUAGACAACACUCCACUGCCUAUACGUUUGGAGAAAGAUAACGAUCCUCGCUUGGUCGCUUCUCCAUUGAAAUUUCCCGGGAAGUUGGCGAUCGACACCCUUAAUAACCGGCUAUUCAUCUCAGACAGUAACCAUAACCGUAUCGUUGUAACCGAUCUACAGGGAAAUUUUAUUGUCCAAAUUGGAAGCACGGGAGAAGAAGGCCUGCGAGAUGGUUCCUUUGAAGAUGCCACAUUCAACCGUCCUCAGGGACUUGCUUAUAAUGCAAAGAAGAAUCUCCUCUAUGUUGCAGACACUGAGAAUCAUGCUUUGAGGGAGAUUGAUUUUGUCAAUGAGACUGUGCGUACUCUAGCUGGAAAUGGAACCAAAGGCUCAGACUACAAAGGUGGCGGAAAAGGAAACUCACAGCUUCUGAAUUCACCUUGGGACGUCUGUUUUGAGCCGUUUAAUGAGAAGGUUUACAUUGCAAUGGCGGGUCAGCAUCAGAUUUGGGAAUAUAAUGUGCUUGACGGCGUUGCUAGAGCUUUCAGUGGAGAUGGAUAUGAACGAAACUUGAACGGGUCUAGCUCUCAAAACACAUCAUUCGCUCAGCCUUCAGGAAUUUCGAUAAGCCCUGGUUUGAAGGAAGCAUAUAUUGCUGAUAGCGAAAGCAGUUCGAUUCGGGCCAUUGAUCUUAAAACAGGAGGAUCUAGAUUGCUCGUCGGAGGUGACCCGUUUUUCGCUGAUAAUCUUUUCAAGUUCGGAGAUCAUGACGGUGUGGGAACAGAAGUGCUCCUUCAACAUCCAUUAGGUGUUUUAUGCACAAAGGACGGCCAAGUAUAUAUAGCUGAUAGCUAUAACCACAAGAUCAAGAAGCUUGACCCCGUUAGUAAACGUGUCGUUACAGUAGCCGGAACAGGAAAAGCCGGUUUCAAGGAUGGAAAUGCCAUUGUAUCCCAGCUUUCAGAACCAGCAGGUCUUGUUCUAGCUGAAACCGGAAGGCUCUUCAUAGCUGAUACAAACAAUAGUCUCAUCAGAUACAUAGACAUAAACAAGGAAGAACCAGAAGUUGUUACAUUGGAGUUGAAGGACGUUCAACCGCCACUGCAAAAGCCAAAGUCUUUGAGACGUUUGAGGAAACGUGCUUCAGCUGAUACAAAGAUUGUAACUGUGAACGCAGUUACUUCCCGUGAAGGAGAUUUGAAUAUCAAGAUCUCAUUACCCGAUGGCUACCAUUUCUCCAAGGAAGCACGAAGCAAAUUUGUGGUUGAUGUGGAGCCUGAGAAGGCAGUCGAGAUCGAACCCACAGAUGGAAAUUUCGGUCCUGAAGGCUCGGCUGUUCUUCAUUUCAGACGAUCUUCUGCUUCAGCUUCUCUCGGGAAAAUCAAUUGCAAGGUAUACUAUUGCAAAGAAGACGAGGUUUGCUUGUACCAGUCCCUACAGUUCGAGGUACCAUUCCAAGAGGAUACUACGGCGGAUUCAUCUCCGCAGCCGCCGCCGGAGAACAUAACGUUCGCCUACACCAUCAAACCCCGAGCUUCCCCCUCCGUCGGUCUACAGCUUCCCGCCGCCCGCUGAACCAUAUGAUCACGAUGAUGCAAUCGUAUCAUCAUAUGAUGGUUAGAGAGAACAAUAGCCUUAAAAGACCGCAUGUUUGUGAUCCGUCAUACUUUGGAUCAAUCGAUGCUUAGUCUUCGGCCAAGUAUUCGAUCGUUGAAAAUUUUCAAUUUCUGUAUCAAAAGCAUUUGUUGAAAUGUGUUUCUAUGUGAUAAUGGUAAGUCCUCUUCCCUCCAUUGUAUUUUGGUUACUUGUAGUCGUUCCAAUUUUAUGGGACGUAAUCGAAAAGCAUCCACUCA
Molecule: messenger RNA, 3509 nt
Organism: Tarenaya hassleriana
Lineage: Eukaryota; Viridiplantae; Streptophyta; Magnoliopsida; Brassicales; Cleomaceae
Product: NHL repeat-containing protein 2
Exons: 28
Coding region: 19-3231 (1070 amino acids)
Molecular function (GO): protein binding
Source: RefSeq, a predicted model, not a curated record